Molecule: messenger RNA, 2167 nt
Organism: Musa acuminata subsp. malaccensis (wild Malaysian banana)
Lineage: Eukaryota; Viridiplantae; Streptophyta; Magnoliopsida; Zingiberales; Musaceae
Source: RefSeq, a predicted model, not a curated record
AAUCCCCAAAUCCGGAAGGUGGAGAAGCGCAUUCGUCGAUUCCCACCAUUCCAAAUCUCAACUCCAUUUCGUGAUCCGUAGUGGGCGAUUAGAGCUUUGAUUCGUCUUGGGUUGCAGGGGGAGACCGCGUGGAUCCGCGUUUUAGUUAGGGUUUCCGCGGGGUUCGGUGAUCCUACCGGCUUUUUUGUGCGUUGUUCUUCUUGUGGUGUGGGCUUUUUGAUGGUUCAGUUGACGAAUCACGGCAAGCUGCGGCCGGAAUCCGAGCUGCCGAUGAAGAUGUCGCUGCCGCUAGCGACGAAGCUGGAGAUUGAGGACCCGUUGGAGGACGAGCAUGGUCCGCUCAACAAGAGAUCCAAGCAGUGUGGAACAGGUGAAAGCAUGCCUCUAACAGAAGUUAUUCAAAAUAAUCUGCUUAAUGAGCCUAGCCCAUUGGGUCUUCGUCUGCGAAAGAGUCCAUCACUGGUAGAUUUGAUUCAAAUGAGGUUGUCUCAAGCAAAUGCAGCUGCCAAUUCAUGCAUUUUGAAUGAUGAGAACUUGGAGAAUGAGAAAAAGAAUGAUACUAGGUCUACCAUUGCUUUGGCUAACACCGAAAAGUUGAAAGCAUCAAACUUUCCAGCUUCCCUUUUGAGGAUUGGGACGUGGGAGUAUGUAUCAAGGUAUGAAGGGGAUUUGGUGGCCAAAUGCUAUUUUGCAAAGCGGAAACUUGUCUGGGAAAUUCUUGAAGGUGGUCUCAAGAGCAAGAUUGAGAUCCAGUGGUCAGAUAUCACAGCUCUCAAGGCAACUUGCCCAGAAGAUGCUCCUGGGACUUUGGAUAUAGUGCUGGGUGGGCAGCCUCUUUUCUUUAGGGAGACCAAUCCACAGCCUAGGAAGCACACCUUAUGGCAAGCUACUUCAGAUUUCACUGAUGGGCAAGCAAGCAUUCACAGGAGGCAUCUUCUACGUUGUCCACAAGGUUUGUUGAGCAAGCAUUUUGAGAAGCUUAUCCAGUGUGAUCCACGGUUAUGUGCACUAAGUCAUGAACCAGAUGUUUUCCUGGAUGCACCAUUCUCUGAACCAAGGUGCUCUGUUUUUGAGGAUCAUGAUGAAUCCAAGUGCCAUCCAUUUGACAAGCUGAAUGAUCCAUAUGGAUCUGUGGUUCAAGAGUAUGAAGAUUCUGCAUUGACUUGUGCUAGCACAUCAACUUCUGCUAAGAAUGACAUCAGAGAUCCUAUUGAUACUGGUAAAAUCCACUCACCAAGCCCAGUGAUGGGACCUUGGGUGACGCAAGGAAGUGGAACUGCUGAAACUGAAGACUCGAAUAAUCAGUGGUGCUGGGACCAGUUGAAAGUUCCUGGACUCAAGCAUUCAAUGUCCAUCAGUGAUUUUGUUAAUCAAAUAGGACAUCGCAUCUCCGAGCAGAUCAGUUUGGGGAAUCCGCAAUUAUCUGGCUCGGUUAUACCUGACAAAGAAAUGUUGGAGGAGUUGGCCCAAUGCCUCUUCAGCGAUUCCCAAAUGUCCACCUCAGAUGAGAAAUCUGUCAUGUCAAAGGUGAAUUCAUUUUGCUGUCUGCUCCAGAAAGAUGUUGGCACAGUCGACAGCCAACAGACAGAUGGCGGCGGACCUGCAGCUAACGAAAAUGGUUUCUGCAAUAAUAUUUCGGAGAAGCACACAUCAAUUACCAAAGGUGAGAUCAACGAUGUACCUGGUCCCAAGGCAGUGGCAAGCAUGUCAAGGAAGGAUUCAUUCAGUGAUCUGCUGAUGCAACUCCCUCGCAUUGCCUCGCUGCCUCAGUUCUUGUUCAACAUUGCUGAAGAUGAAGAUAGCUCUCUGUCAAGCUGAGUUCGAUGCAGCUCUUUUGUGUACAGAACAGUAGAGUCUAGAUUAGUCUUGGGAUGUCAGAUAAUGGUGAUGGAUGGGAUAAAGUUCCUUCAGUAGCUGACGAUAUUGUUGGAGCUUUUUAUGUGCUUUGGUGAAGUAUGUUAAGUUCUCCAAAUAAAUAAGAGAAAAGAUGUUAGGUCAUGUUGCUGUCUAAACUCUGAGGUAGGCCAUACUUUUUGGGAAUACAGUUGACCAAAUUGGCUGAACUGUUCUGUGGGUUACAGUUGCUGGGAUUGACAUCAGUUGUGGUACAGAUUGACCUUUAUUCUUUCAUCUAUAACAAGGCAUAUUCUUCCGCUUGGUUGCUUUC